ACACCGCUGCUCCACUUUUUCUCCCCUUCAUAUUCACCACCAAUCCUCCCCAGCGUUCCAGACAAACCAUUCAUUCCCUCACUCUUCUCACUAUCUGCUCAUUCUCUUCUCUUCUCUUUAACUUGUCGUUUUCGCUUCUCUCUCCUUCAAUUUCUCUCUGGUUGUAACUACAAAACAAGGAGAUAAACAAAGGAAAUGGAGGCCUGAUUGGGAGGAGGAGGUGGCUGGAUUGUUUAUUAGAGUGUCGAUUCGUUAUUUUCUUCUGUAGUUGGGCUUGUUUGAUGGGUCUUACUUCUCUGCAAGUCUGCAUGGAUUCGUCUGACUGGCUUCAGGGCACGAUUCACGAGGACUCUGGCUUGGAUUCUUCUCCAUCUGGUGCUGACAUGCUGGCUUGCUCUAGGCCUUUGAUAGAAAGGAGGCUGAGGCCCCCUCACGAUCAGGCGCUUAAGUGUCCACGCUGUGACUCAACACACACUAAAUUUUGUUACUACAACAACUACAGCCUCUCUCAGCCACGCUACUUCUGCAAGACUUGUAGAAGGUAUUGGACAAAGGGCGGCACCCUGAGGAACAUUCCUGUUGGCGGUGGCUGCAGAAAGAAUAAGAAAGUUUCUUCUAAAAAAUCCAACGAUCAUCACCAGUCAUCCAUUAACCAAAACCCCGGAUCUUCAUCAUCACAUAAUCCCACUGAUCUUCACCUUUCAUUCCCCGAUAUGCAAUUCUCACACCUUGGAAACAUACUUAACUCUCAUGGUGCACUUGCUAACAACCCUAAUUUCAUGGAUGCUAAAUAUAAUGCCAUGCUUGAAAACCCAAGACCUAUUGAUUUUAUGGAGAGUAAGUUAGAAGCCAUAGUAGGUAAUUCUAGAAAUUAUGAUUUUAUGGGAAAUGGUCAUGAAUUGGGAAUGGUUGGUGGGAUUGGGGGUUUCAGUCAUGGACUGGCUCCAAACGUUCAUGGUCUUUGCUCCCCUUUUGGGAUGCCACUCGAUGGAAAUGGCGGAACUUUAAUGGACACUUGCCAGAGGUUGAUGCUUCCCUAUGAAGAUCAUGAAAAUGCCAUUGAUGUUAAACCAAAUACGAAGCUCUUGUCACUCGACUGGCAAGACCAAGGCUGUAAUUCUGAUCAGGUUGGAAAAGACACAUACGGGUAUUUAGGAAAUUUGGGAUCAUGGACCGGAAUGAUGAAUGGCUACGGCUCAUCCGCCACAAAUUCCUUAGUCUAAAUCAUAUGUGAAAUAUAUCUAAGGUCAUUUUAUUUUUGUAUGUUUGAUUGAGGAAAGGCAGCUGUCUUCAAAUAUAGUCAAUAGGAGUGUGAAUGAGAGACAUCCCAAGUCUCCAAAAAUGGCUGCCAUAAUUGGAUUUGCAUGCCUUAGUGUUGGCUUUGUAUUUUUGUUUGUUUUCUAAAUCAUCUUCUUACUAUCCAAUUUGGUGUCUUAUCACCAUGUAAGACAUUCAAAACUCUAGCAUUUUGUUGUAAUACCGAGGAAGAUAUAGCAGUGCUUCUUUAUAUUCA
Messenger RNA from Mangifera indica (mango), 1513 nucleotides. RefSeq names its product dof zinc finger protein DOF5.6-like. Gene Ontology annotation, biological process: regulation of DNA-templated transcription. Gene Ontology annotation, molecular function: DNA binding; DNA-binding transcription factor activity. Lineage: Eukaryota; Viridiplantae; Streptophyta; Magnoliopsida; Sapindales; Anacardiaceae. The record is from RefSeq and is a predicted model, not a curated record.